CUGCUGCCAAUAGGAAAAUAAGGGGAGGGGGGGGGUCCCGGUCCCUUUGGGAUGUCGCUCCUAUCGUCCCCUUGUCAUGGCCGGGCUGGUGGCUGUCUGGGGCUUCGUCUGGACUUUGUCUGCUCUGGCUGCCGAUGCCUCCGAGGCCGAGGGCCAGCUGUUGGGGGUGCUGUUCCAGAACUACUCGGCUUCUGUUAUCCCGCGGCGCAAUCCUAACGACCGGGUCCCCGUCCGGAUCGGGAUGUCCCUCUCGCAGCUCAUCAGUCUGAAUGAAAAAGACGAAAAACUGACUGUCAAAGUCUACCUGAAUCUGGAAUGGAUCGAUUAUCGCUUCACCUGGGAUCCCAAGGAUUUCCAAGGGAUCACCUCCGUGCCCAUUUUUUCCAGCGACGUCUGGCUUCCGGAUAUAGUCCUGAUGAACAAUUACGACGGUGUCUUUGAAAUCGCUCUCCCAGUCAACGUCCUGGUGAGCCAUGAUGGAAGGGUGCAAUGGCAGCCCCCGGCUCUCUAUCAGACCAGCUGCAGCAUCCAGGUGACCUACUUCCCCUUCGACUGGCAAAACUGCACCCUGGUCUUCCGCUCUUUCAGCUACGACUCCUCCGAGCUCUCCCUCCUGCACCCGCUCAACAAGGACGGGAAGGAGCUGAAGGAGAUCAUCCUCCACGAAAACACCUUCAUCGACAACGGUCAGUGGGAGAUCCGGCACCGCCCCUCCCGCAAGAACACCCUCCCCGGGGACCCCAUUUACGAGGACAUCACCUUCUACCUCAUCAUCCGCCGGAAGCCCCUCUUCUACCUCAUCAACGUCAUCAUCCCCUGCAUCCUGAUCACCAUCCUGGCCAUCUUCGUCUUCUACCUCCCUCCCGAAGCCGGUGAGAAGAUCACCCUGUCCAUCUUCGCCCUCCUGACGCUGACCGUCUUCCUACUGCUUCUGGCCGACAAGGUGCCCGAGACCUCCCUGGCCGUGCCCAUCAUCAUCAAGUACCUGAUGUUCACCAUGACCCUGGUCACCUUCUCCGUCAUCCUCAGCGUCGUGGACCUCAACCUCCACCACCGCUCCCCCAGCACCCACCAGAUGCCCGCCUGGGUCCGGCAGAUCUUCAUCCACAAGCUCCCUCCGUAUUUGGGGUUGCGGCGCCCCAAACCAGAGCCCGUUCUGAAGCCCCCUCCUCUGCCCCCAAGGCCAGAGUUUGCCGUGAAAGCCAACCGCAGAACGGAUGAGUAUUUCAUCCGCACCCCUGCCUACGAGUUCCCCAAACCCAACAGGUUCCAGCUGGAGGCCUUCUCCACGGACAUGAAAAAAUUCAUUGAUGGUCCCAGCAGCCACAGCGUCACCCUCCCUCCGGACCUGAAGUCGGCCAUGAGUGCGGUUCUGUACAUUGCAGAGCAGCUCCAGGAGGAGGAGGAUUACGAUGCGCUGAGGGAGGACUGGGAAUACGUGGCCUUCGUGGUGGACCGCCUCUUCUUCUGGACCUUCAUCAUCUUCACCUCCAUCGGGACCCUCAGCAUCUUCAUGGACGCCCUCCUCCACCUGCCUCCGGACCAGCCCUUCCCUUGAAAUGCUAGGCAGCCGUCCUUGGAAAACUGGACAUCAUCCAACCAGAUUAUGGAAUGAAGGCCCUUCAACCCCACUUGGACUGCCGUGGCUCCAUGCCAUGGAAUCACUGCAAGAUCUGCUUUGUCUUUGCACCUACACCGUGGAAUUAAAGUUGUUUUGACACCCGUUAAUGGGCAAUGAUUUAAUGCUAUGGAAUCCUGGGAGUUGUAGUUUGGUGGAACCACUAUGAGUCUCCUUCAGGAGAGAUCAAGCAUGGUAUAAAUAAAUAUAAAUAUAAAAUAAUAAUAAUAAUAAUAAUAAUAAUAAUAAUAAUAAUAAUAAUAAUAAUAAUAUAGAGCCCCAGCCUUUUGCAAGGAAGGCUCCAGACCUUGGGAAAACUACAAACCUCAGGGUUCUAUAGCAUGGAAAAGUUUGCAAAAGUUUGCAAAACUUACCUGAUCAUCAUAAUCAUAAUCAUCACCAUUAUUAUUAUUAUUAUUAUUAUUAUUAUUAUUAUUAUUAUUAUUAUUAUUAUUAUUAUUAAAAGUAACUUUGGAAUUUCCGUUAUGUUAAUAAUGUCCCAGUUUGGUGAUUCUGGGCAUUGUAGUUUUACGGAGCCACUUUGAGUCUCCUUUGGGAGAGAUCAAGCAUGGUAUAAAUAAAUAUAAAUAUAAAAUAAUAAUAAUAAUAAUAAUAAUAAUAUAGAGCCCCAGCCUUUUGCAAGGAAGGCUCCAGACCUUGGGAAAACUACAAACCUCAGGGUUCUAUAGCAUGGAAAAGUUUGCAAAAGUUUGCAAAACUUACCUGAUCAUCAUAAUCAUAAUCAUCACCAUUAUUAUUAUUAUUAUUAUUAUUAUUAUUAUUAUUAUUAUUAUUAUUAUUAAAAGUAACUUUGGAAUUUCCGUUAUGUUAAUAAUGUCCCAGUUUGGUGAUUCUGGGCAUUGUAGUUUUACGGAGCCACUUUGAGUCUCCUUUGGGAGAGAUCAAGCGGGGUAUAAAUAUAAUAAUAAUAAUAAUAAUAAUAAUAAUAAUAAUAAUAAUAAUAAUAAUAACAACAACAAUAAUAUAGAGCCCCAGCCUUUUGCAAGGAAGGCUCCAGACCUUGGGAAAACUACAAACCUCAGGGUUCCAUAACAUGGAAAAGUUUGCAAAAAUUGCCUGAUUAUUAUUAUUAUUAUUAUUAUUAUUAUUAAAAUAUCUUUGGGAUUUCCGUUAUGUUAAUAACUUCCCAAUUUGGGGAUUCUGGCCAUUGUAGUUUGGUGGAGCCGCUUUGAGUCUCCUUCGGGAGAGAUCAAGCAGGGUAUAAAUAUAACAACAACAACAACAACAACAACAACAACAACAACAAUAUAGAGCCCCAGCCUUCUUUUGCAAGGAAGGCUCCAGACCUUGGGAAAACUAUAAACCCCAGGCCUCCAUAGCAUGGAAAAGUUUGCAAAAGUUACCUAAUCAUUAUUAUUGUUAUUAUUGUCAUUAUUAAAAAAACAUGUUAUGUCAGCAUGGAAAAGUUUGCAAAAAUUUGCAAAAGUUACUUGAUUAUCAUUAUUAUUAUAAACGUCAUCAUCAUCAAGCCCCAGCCUUCUUUUGCAGGGAAGGCUCCAGACCUUGGGAAAACUAUAAACCCCAGGGUUCCAUAGCAUGGAAAAGUUUGCAAAGGUUUGCAAAAGUUACCUUAUUAUUAUUAUUAUUAUUAUUAUUAUUAUUAUUAUUAUUAUUAUUAUUAUUAUUAAAAAUACCUUUGAGAUUUCCGUUAUGUUAAUAACUUCCCAAUUUGGGGAUUCUGGGCAUUGGAGUCCAGAAUUGUAGAUAGUAAGCGCAAGGGGUGAUUUAAGUACAGUUUAAACCAAUGGGUUCCAAAGUCAACAAGAACCGAGUUCAAGUUAAACAUUACUCAGAUGGGGAAUAUCAAUGGCAUUCUAGUUACAGAAUAAACUGCAAGUCAAGUGUUUUCUUCAUUGCAGAAUGAAUGUACUUCGACCCCACUUUUAAUUACGACUAUGUGGCUCAAUGCUAUAGAAUGCUGG
Molecule: messenger RNA, 3561 nt
Organism: Anolis carolinensis (green anole)
Lineage: Eukaryota; Metazoa; Chordata; Lepidosauria; Squamata; Anolidae
Gene: chrnb1
Product: cholinergic receptor nicotinic beta 1 subunit
Exons: 11
Coding region: 77-1558 (493 amino acids)
Biological process (GO): signal transduction; regulation of membrane potential; monoatomic ion transmembrane transport
Cellular component (GO): neuron projection; synapse; plasma membrane
Molecular function (GO): acetylcholine-gated monoatomic cation-selective channel activity; transmembrane signaling receptor activity
Source: RefSeq, a predicted model, not a curated record